Messenger RNA from Colletotrichum aenigma, 783 nucleotides. It is a transcript of the gene lxrA-0, whose product is annotated as L-xylulose reductase. The transcript is spliced from 4 exons. The record is from RefSeq and is a predicted model, not a curated record. NCBI's taxonomy places the organism in Eukaryota, Fungi, Ascomycota, Sordariomycetes, Glomerellales, Glomerellaceae. Bases 1 to 783 code for a protein of 260 amino acids.
AUGGUAGACUUUAAGGGAUUGAGCCUUGAAGGCAAAGUUGCAAUCGUCACUGGAGCUUCUAGAGGGCUUGGUGCAGGCAUUGCCGAACUCCUUGGAAAGCGCGGGGCCAAUGUAGUUGUCAACUACGUGUCCGAGGGCAGCCGUGAGCGUGCGGAGAAAGUUGUGAAGACGAUCGAGACCAACGGUACCAAGGCCGCACUCUGUCAGGCAGAUGUCAGCAAGCUUUCCGACAUUCCUAAGAUCGUUGAUAGCGCCUUGAGCAUCAGUCCUACCGGGAAGAUUGAUAUUCUUAUCCACAACGCCGCCCAAGGCAAUGAAGCCAAUCUUAUGGACACCACACCUGAAUUCUAUGAGAGGCAUUUCGAUACAAAUGUGAAGGGCCCAAUCUUUUUGACCAAAGCCGUUGAGCCACACCUCCCAAAAGGUGGACGUAUCGUCUUCAUCUCGUCCGCAGGCGCUCGCCUGGGUGUCGCAGGACAAACGGUAUACGCCGCCACCAAGGCGGCCAACGAGGCCCUAACUCGGACUUGGGCGAAGGAACUGGGGCAAUCUCAUGGGAUCACAGUCAACAGUGUCAACCCAGGUCCAAUCGCAACAGACCAAUGGUUCCAGAGUGAUGAGCAAUUUUUGAAAGAUAUGCAGCCCUUGAUUGAAUCUACUCCGGCGGCUGCUCGAGUUGGCGAGGUUGAUGACAUUGCUCCUUUGGUAGCGUUCCUGUGCUCCGACGACGCUCGUUGGACCACCGGCUCUACCUUGUCGGCAAAUGGAGGGUUGUACAACUAG